AUGACACUCGACACAGAAAAGCACCCGUUGCUCCACGCGUCCGCAGGCUCAUCGCCUGCGCUGACUCCCAAGCACCAGUCGCCCAAGGGCCUCCACGAAGCCACCUCCCUCAACAACUCGCCCACCAAGCCAUUGAACUUCCCGCGGUUUCCCGCAAAAAACCAGCCAGAAAGCGCUAAAGAGUGCAAUUCCAGCUCCGACACAUACAUCAGCGACGAGUCGCCCGAGCACAAGUCGGUCAAGUCCUCGGAGCUCGACAAAGAUACCCUUGAUUUCAGCUCGUUGGAACGAAACUUUAACAUCGACCCCCUCGGCGCCCAGGCCACCAUCGGUGCCGCUGGCAUGUCACACGCAAAGCCCAGCGAGGAUGAGUUUUCCUUCGCCACGCCCUUGACCUCCACAACCGACUUGAGCAACCCCAACCCCGCCUCCGACAAAACGGUGUCCAAAUACAUUAAUACCUCUCCCAGCAAGUCCAUCAUGAAGAAAACCCCCGCAGCUUCGCCCAAGAAAAACGUGGUGUUCACCAACUCUAAUCCAGAAAUACAUCACUACAAGGAUACCUCCCCCGAUACCUCCCACCCUGACUCAGACAAGUUGGACCCAACCACCCCCGAAAAAUCCGCUGCAAUCUCCCACGAUUGGAAUGAGUUGUCCACAAAAUCUCCAUUCUCGGAUGAUGACGGCUCGUUGCCGCCUCCCCCACCUCCACACUCCUCAAACUCAUUCCAGGACUUGUUGAGAAACGUUGGCAGCGAAAAGAAGGACCACGAGGACUUGGACUUAUCCACCUUGACUGAUUUGAAGUUGAAGCACAGUAGUUACAGCAACUUGUCGUUGAACGAGAAAUUGGAUUUGUUCCUCACCAAUAAUACCAAUCACCAAAUCCCACGGUUGAAUGGAUCCAAGUCUUUUGCCGAAUUAGACGCUCAGCUUAGUAGCUUGAACGAUGCAACCAAGUACAAAACAGACUCAAAUAUCCACUAUUUAUCGUUGUCUUUGCAGAAUCCUAAAUCAGACAUCGAGAAUCCUUUGGAAUCAUUGGUCCAAUCUUCCGAGGUCCAAUUGAGAUCUUCGGGCUCUUCACAGUCUUCCUUACAGUCAUUGAAGGACACCAACCGUACCUUGGAGUCAAUCCACGACUCAGUAUCUAAUAAAGGAAUCGAAUUGAACGAUGGAAUUAAGGGCUUUUCCGACACAGUUGCUGAGCUGAUUAUUCCUUUGACUAACGACAAAACCAAGGCUCCCGAAUCUCCUAGAGUUAAGAGAUCGGGCUCGGCUAAUAGAAUUCAGGAUUUGAAGCAUGAGAGUGAAGAGGAAGAAUUUCACGAUUCCUUUGACAAAUCGUAUAACUCUACUGAGAAGUCAAUCAUGAACUUAUUGAAUAGUGCAUCCUCACACGAUCUCCAUGAGAACUUAGGUGACACUAUAGAAAAGCCAAUCAAAUCGGAGGUUCAGGACAUCAAGCAAGAACAAGAUGUGCCUGUACACCAGGUCAAAGUCAAAGUUGAAGAAGCUUUACCUAUCAGGAUUAAGGAAGAGAACGAUUUCGGCACUGUUCCCCUUGCUUCUACCGAAUCUUUAGCUCCUCCGGUCAAGAGAGAGAUGGAAGAUGACAGUCCCGUGAGAAGUGAAUUCGAUCAUCACUUUGAAACCGUAGAUGAUAAGGUGAAAACGGUACACAAUUCGGAACAGGCAUCACUGCCUGUUAAGUUAGUCAAGUCAGUUGUUAGAAAUGGCGAUGAAUCUAAAAUGUCUAUCAGAUUCCAAAUGGAUAAGGAUUGGAAAUUGGAAGAUAGCCAUGACGGAGACAGAGAAGAUAACGAUAGUUAUACUAAUAACGAUUUGACCAUUUCAAGUAUCCAUAGCAAGAAAAUCGAUUUCGAAAAGAUGAAAACAGAAAGCUUACUCGAAUCAGAUUCGUCAUCUAUAGAUAUUGACGACAAGCAGGAAGCAAAAGAGGUCAAAUUGAAGACAGAGGAAGAAGAAGAAGCAGAAGAAGAAGAAGAAGAAAAAGAAAAAGAAGAGGAAGAGGUGCCGACUGUCUCAGAUGUAUCUAAUUCUGAACAAGAAACCCUUGAGAAGGGAAUUGAGAAGAAAGAUGUGGACGACUCACACGAUGAGCAAGAAUUCUUGGCCAAUUCCUCAAAUAUUGCACCUCAAGCCGAUAUUACCUUACCUCCAAUAGAAACUAAUACCUUCUCCUCAUUUGAAGAUAUCACAAAUACAAGAAAUGAUUCGUAUGAGGAGUCAUUGUCUGCAGAACAUGAUGUCGAGUCAAGACCUACAAACUUCAUCUCCAUUUGGCAUUCACAAGACAAAGAGAGAGUCCACCCAAUCAAAAGAGCUGACGAGUUUUUCAAGGUUGCUAAAGAAGACCUUAAAGUUGAAGAGCCAAAGGAAACCAAACUUGACAAGUUUAAAUUGCCUCCCUCAUUACAACCCAAGAAGUUCAAGGAAGUUAAUGUUAUGUCAAGAAGAGUAGUGAGUCCCGAGUUUGAUGACUUGAAUGUCACUGACUUCUUGCCUGAAAUUUCUGAAGAUUCUGGUUUUGAAAACCACUUCAAAUUCUUGAAGCAAGGUAACUCAACCAUUAAUUAUUCUGAUGCAGUUGGCAACAGAAAUAGUUUCACUCCUUUGAGUACCAAGAAUGUAUUGACCAAUAUCGAUGACCCUGAUAUCAUUGAACCUCCUUUGCCUUCUACUUCGUUGAGACCAGGAGUUAAAUCUGCCAAUCUUCAACCUCAACAAUUUUCUUCUCAAUUCAAAGUUUCUAGACCAGCUAAUCUUCAGCCUCAUUUCAAAACUAGAAUUAGAAAAUCGAAGUUCAAGGUACCAUCAUUUGAGAUCAAGCGUUCUUCCUCCAUCUUAUCACCUAGGGAUACCUACAAUGAUAUUUUUGAUGAUGUGCUCAAAGAGCCACCAACGAUAAAGGCAAGCGGCAUGAAAACAUUACCAAGUAUGGAUAGAGAUGAUGUGAAAAGAAUAAUGAGCGCCAAGAAGGUCCUCACCCAAGAAGAAUAUUCAAAAGUCAAGCUUGGCCAAUCUUCAAAGAAGCACUCUGUUGUUAACUUGCCCGUUCAGGCAUUCGAUGAAUUGCAACAACAUGCUUCCAUUUGUGAUACUUCAAUGGAUACAAAUCAGGAGGAUGUGUUGCCUCACUUGGCUACUGAGUUAUCUAGAAGACCAGAGGCAUUACUUUCCAAGGAUCAAUUCUUCCACGAUUAUGAUAUCUUUAGUACUCAGUUCCCAGAUCCAGAUCCUGAGCUCAUUGGUUCACCUACUAUUUUCAAGACUCCUCCAAAGGAAUUAACUUACAACAAUGACGAGGAAGAUAUAAGUGAAGAAAUUAAAAUGAAGUAUCAAUUCCUCAACAGCAUGUCUCCAACCAAGAACUUUACUGUAUCGAAGAGCCCCUCAGCUUCGCCAAAAUCUCCAAAGAAGGCUAAUGUUAUCAAGAUUGGUGCUCCUAUGGGAUUGGUUAAAAGAGGAUCUACUGUUGUUGCGGUUACUCCUUCAAGUCCAAAGAAACCGAAGACCUUUAGCGAUGAACUUGAUACUCCAGGUGUACCUGCUAGAGCCGGGUUGGUGAAUAACAAGCUUAGAGAAUUGAAGUUCAAGCCAUCCGAAUCUCAAGCACCUCCUAAGGUUGCAACUUCGCCUUCAAUUUUCAAUGACUCAACCAACAUCAAUAACAACGGACAAGAAACAACUGGUGUGACAUUAGAAACACAAGUUCCAGAACCUGCUGAAACUACUCGGAACACAGCCAGCCCUUCUCAAGAAAGAGGUAAGUUGUUCUUUAGAGUAGUCGGAUUGAAAAACUUGAACCUUCCUGAUAUUGCCAAACACAAUGGUAAGUUUUCUUUAACUUUGGAUAACGGUGUCCAUUCUAUUAGAACUGCAAACUAUAGCCUCAAUAGCACCAGUAUCGUGAUUGGUAAGGAAUUUGAGCUAAUCGUUGGCAGUUCUUUGGAAUUCAUUUUGACGAUGAAGAUCACAUAUGACAAGCCAAAGGGUGGAUACAGAGAAGUCCGGGAACGAAAGGUUGUAAAGUCUGCAAACAGAUUCAGCAGAUUCUUCGGGUCUAAGGAUGUGAUGACAUUAACUAAGGUAGUUCCAGUGGAACCACAUGAUUCUUGGGCCAACAAGUUUGCUCAAGAUGGAUCAUUUGGUAGAUGUUACGUUGACUUGGAUCAAUAUGAAAAGUCAAUCACUUGCAAGGCCCAAAACUUCGAUCUUACCUGUUUCAACGAGUGGGAAACAACCACGAACUCGGAAGGCAAGAUUCAAUCAGUCAAGCCCUACGUUGUGGGAAACCUUGAAGUCAAGAUGCUCUUUGUUCCAAGAACUGACCAGCAUGAAAUAUUACCAACCAGUAUCAAAUCUGCCUAUGAAAGCAUUGAUGACUUGCAAGAUGAGUCAAGUCAAUCUUUCGAAGGCUACUUGUUCCAAGAUGGCGGUGAUUGUGAUACAUGGAAGAGAAGAUUCUUCAAGCUUAAGGGAACUUCUUUGAUUGCGCAUAGUGAGUUCAGUCACAAGACUAGAGCUAAGAUAAACUUGGCUAAGGUGGUCGAAGUGAUCUAUGUUGAUAAGGAGAACAUCCACAAAUCUUCUAUCAACUAUAGAAACUUCAGUGAUGUGAUGUUAUUCGAUAAUGCUUUCAAGAUCAGAUUUGCCAAUGGUGAAAUUAUCGACUUUGGUGCUCAAAACAAAUAUGAGAAGCAGGAGUGGAUUACUACAAUCGAGAGAAUUGUGUACAGAAACAAGUUCCGUCGCCAGCCAUGGGUCAAGGCAAUGUUGAGCGAAUCGCAAUAA
Suhomyces tanzawaensis NRRL Y-17324 is the source of this 4818-nucleotide messenger RNA. It is a transcript of the gene INT1, whose product is annotated as Int1p. The transcript is spliced from 5 exons. The record is from RefSeq and is a predicted model, not a curated record. Gene Ontology annotation, cellular component: cellular bud neck contractile ring. Lineage: Eukaryota; Fungi; Ascomycota; Pichiomycetes; Serinales; Debaryomycetaceae. The coding region runs from base 1 to 4818 and encodes 1605 amino acids. Gene Ontology annotation, biological process: protein localization to bud neck; axial cellular bud site selection. Gene Ontology annotation, molecular function: GTP binding.